AUGUUUAUUUGUUUGAUAAAUAUUUCGUAUGUUUGUGCUAGCUUUAUGGGCCUGAAACUACAAGAAAUAUCAGAGCAUCAUACCGAAACAAUAAAGAAGAUUGACUCGGUUGAGAAGGAGAUUCGUUCACUCUUGCGUCAAAUAGAGGAAGAUGAAUUCGAGGAACACAAUCGAGAGCAAAGGGUAAAGGAAUUGAAUGAAUUCAUUGAAGAAUUGAAGGAGUUAGAAGGAUGUUGUCAAGAUAAAGCUAUCAUAAAGACAGCAAUCGAUGAAUCAAUUAGUGAAAGAGAAAUAGAAAAAGGUCAAAGAGUCAAAUCAUUUGAUUUCUACAAUACCAAACUCAGGUUAGAAAAAUACGACCUAGAGAAGUGGAUGAAACAAAAAAGAGCACUUCUAAAAAUACAAAAGAAAGAAGAAGCAAUAAAGUUUCUAGUUAAACUAAUAGGAAUAGAAUUUGGAAGUUUAGAAUUCAGUGAAUGUAUGAAAAUGAAAUGUGAUCUAAUCAGUUAUAGAUCAGUGCUACAAGAUGAUCAUAUUCUACUGACCGAUAUGCAACAGAACAAAGAGGAUAAUCUGAACAAAUGGUACAAAUGUGAUUUGAUGAGCGAUUUCUUCCUGUAUUUCUUUAAAACAGUGGAAAUUACCAUAUUACAAAAGGAAUAUGAUCAAAUAAUCGCAUUUAUGAACACAAAAGAAACCAACCUGGAAAAGGUAAUGGAAAUUGUCCUUGAUGAAAUACAGGAAACAGAUGUAUAA
Messenger RNA from Enterospora canceri, 756 nucleotides. NCBI's taxonomy places the organism in Eukaryota, Fungi, Microsporidia, Enterocytozoonidae. The record is from the annotation of a GenBank genome assembly.